GGAUUCACCGUUUAAUCAUUCAUCACUAGGGUCGUGACAAGUAUCCUCCAGUUGCUUGAGAAGUUUGCCCGAGCGCUGCCGCGACUCGCAGGUGCGCAGCCGCGGUGCCAAGAUGAGUGCAGAUGACAAUCUCUGGGGCGCAUGGCUGGAUGUCCGCGAUCGGGACAUUGUGAAGGAGAAUGCAGACGCGGCGUUUGGGCGGCCCCGGAGUGCGCCAAGCACGAAGACAGCGGCUACGCUGGCGCGCCCAAGCUCCGCCGCGGCAUGGUUGCAGCGGAGGCAAUCCGAGUUGCAGCGGCGCCGGGACGUCGCAGAAUACACUGCCUCCCCGGGGGGCUCUCCGCUCCUCGGAGCGGAAUACAAUUACACGUCCGGUGGCAGCAGCAGCAGUACGAAUCCCAAUCCGCAGCUGGCUGGUUCUUCUGCAACAACCGAUGGACAACAAGUCGCAGCGCCGCGGGUGCAAAGUGCGACAGCACGUCCACCACAUGGGCAUUCAAGCCACCGAACCACAGGAGCUAGUACUGCCAACGGAGCAGACGAGGAAAAUGUCCUGACUGCGCAACCACGCCCGAAGACGGCCAUUGGGAUUCCGUCUCGGUUUAAGGUGAACACACACCUGAUAGACUUUUCGCGCAAGGGCUUGUCUCCCUCCUUCCGAACGGGCACCGGAGUAGGCGCAGGAGGAGCAACAGCGAACAAAAUCGGCAACGGCACCGGCCCGAGCCGCGGCGACGAAGACAACACGCCGCUGGGUGGGGCACGAGUUCUUGCGUCAAGAACCAGUGACCUUGCGGCAGCAGACGCGACCACCGCCAAACCGGCGAUGUCGCCCAUUGUUGAGGAAUCGUCCAUCCUCACUGCAGGGGAGGAAAAUUUUUUGGAGAAGAAGCGCAUUAUGUGCGAGAAAAGUCCGAAAAAGAGUAUUUUCUCGAUGCUGAACAUAGAGCCGGCCGCUGCGCAGCCUGAAGUCGUAGAAAAACCGAGCUCGUCGCCGGGAAAUAAACAAUCCAUGCCGCGGACCCCAAGCCGGCUCCCCUCGUCGCCCUCGUCGUCACCUCUCGCCAUUGCGCGCCAAGGCAGCACCGCGACCCUCGAGGUGGCCGCGGGUGAGAGCGGCGACGCGGACUCGGCGCAGCGGACCGCCGGGCCUCCCCGCAGCGCCAGCGCCUCGCCCUCGAAGCAAAAAAGCGGGGUCGAGUCGCCGCAGCAGAUCAUGGAGCGCUUGCAGAAGCGGUGGCGCGCGUACCUCGAGGGCAUCGCCGCCGAAGAGGAGGCUCGGCAGCGCAAGGAGAACUGGAAGCGGCGCAUGGCCGAGGUGGAGAGCAAUCGGAUGUCCGCACACGACCGUCAGAAGUUCUUCAACGAGAUUCGGUACAAGGCGCAACAGGACUCGCACUUCCACGGGCAGUAUCAAAUGUAAAAAUGUCUGGGUCUGGAAGGUUGGAACUUGUGAUGUGCAUUUCACAACACAGAAAAAUCUCUCAUGCAUAGGCGGCAAAAGGUGCCCAUUUCCUGUCACCAAAAUGGGGGAUUUGUGAUGCGGAUUAAGCAAUGCGGAAGCUUCUCGAAAUCUGUGAUGCUAGGGCUUCCAUGACAGGCAUUCUGUGUCAUGCAAAAACAGCAUGACAAAAAUCUGCAUUCUUCCAGACCCAGACAUUUUUACAUUUGAUAGGCAGUUCAUUCUCGCGCAGGCCACGGAAAUGCUGCACCAAAAUAUCAAAUGUAAAGAUGUCUGGGUCUGGAAGAAUUCAGGUUUGUCAUGCUUGUCCGGCAUGGCUCUUAAAUCUGUCAUGCACGUUACCCAAGCGCUCCGUUUUUCUGUGAUGCAGCGGCGCAGUUUGUCAUGCAGAAUAGGCAACACCUAGGAACUCAGAAACUUGUCAUGCUGAGCCAGCAUUUGUAGCCUCAUCAUGAGACGCCACCCAGCAUCACAAGUUUCCAGACCCAGACAUUUUUGCAUUUGAUACAAAACGCGGAGCAACCACUGGACGCCGCGCUGCGCUACCGGCUUCAAACCCUGCUCGAAAAGGCGGCUCAGGUCACCCACGGCGACAACGUGUCCGCACUGCUGCUGCUGGCUGCUCUUGAAGAAGAAGAGAAGAACUAUACCAAGGCACGGCAACUGCACGCCACGAUCGUCCAGAAAGCAAAGGAGGGAAACGAAAUUGCGCUCACUUGCCUCGUGGAGGUUGCGGAGUUUCGGGAACGCCAAAUACAACGCGACGCCGACAACCGCCGGAAACGCGCACGAAAAAAAAGCAUGAUGAAGGUUCUACUUCGUGUGUUGAUAUAUUCUGCUCCUGGAAACAAGUACAAGUAGAACAGCAAAGUACCAAAUAAAAGCUUUGACCUUACUGAUAGAAUAGAUGCUAGGACCGGAUUGAUUUUCCUAUCCUGUCAAUACUCUCGUUGCGGGUCGUACUCUUCGUUUGAAACUUACUUCUAGCCGCACUUACAGCUGCAUAGCAUAGAGUCAAAAUCAUGUUCAGGUUGUACCGAAGAAAAAAUCGACAAAUCGAGGGACAGCAAACGUCAUCGCGGAGCUAGCGAUGAAACGCGAGGAGGUUGAGCAGCCCAUUCUGAAGUACACGGUGCAGCAGGGCUUCCUCGAGCCCAUGCGCAAGGCGCUGCUGCGACUGACCGCACAACACCCGUCCGACAAGCGGCAUCUGGACAGCCUGAAGCGCAAGAUUGCGCAGGAAAAGGCAAAGGAAAACCGGGAGCAUGCGCAAUCUCUGGCCACGCUGAAGAAAAUUUCGGGCGGUUUCUUCAUGCAGGGCGCGGCAAAGACCGACAACAGCGAAGUUUCACACAUGGAGAAAAUGCGGCUCAAGCUGCUACAGUCCACAAAGCUCGCGGUGGAUGUGAAUACCAUGAUGCAAAGCACCAGUUCCGUAUCUAGGAAAAAACAACCAUCCCCAUCCAUUUUAUGCAUGACAAACAGAGGACUGCGUGCAUGCUUUGCAUGACAAAUUGGAUGGGGAUGGUUGUUUUUUUGUGGAUAUUCCGACGAGGAGAAGCGGCGAAGAGGCGCGCGAAAAAAGCCACUGGUAAGCGAGGACACCGUGGUGCAGUGGAUUCCGCGCGAAUACUAUCAGAAUGAGAAGGUGGCGUAUCGAAGACAGAUCGACCGCGGCUACGAUGAGAAGUACAGUUUUUUACUGCAAAUUUCUCACACGCAUCGUUGCUACAACGCCGGUUCGGUUGUGCUUGCAGCUCCGCCUCCCUCAUGGGGUUUUGUAAGGUUUCUAUAAGUAAAAUUUUCUUGAACUUGAUUUCAUCUUCGCACGGCAUUGAUUUGUUCUCUCCACCGCGACAGGUUCGACCAGGAGGUAACACUGAAUCAUGCUGGCGUCAUCACUUUUCACACGCGAAUGGCCCGGGCAAACUUUGGACAGCAACGUAUUACAGUGAAAAGUGCCCCCCACCCCCAAAGUUGCAAAAAUUUGUGCUGCGAAGUUUCCAAAUGAAAACUUUUUGUCAUGCAUGAAAGGAGGACGAAUCUUUCUGAUGCAGAGUCUAGUCGUGUUUCGCAUCGCUUGCAUGACAAGCACCGCUCUUCCUGGGAUCUUUUGCAAUACAAAUUUUUGCUAUUCACGAUCGGAAAUCUGUGAUGCUGAUACAUGCAAGAGGGCGAAUGUUUCAUUUGGAAAGGUUUGCAAUACAAAUGCUUUCAAGUUCGGGGGUGGGGGCAUUUUUCAUUGUAAUACAACGACGCCCACAAAAGAAAAAAUCGCGAGGCCAGUCGCUGCUGAAGAAGGCGUCCACGCUAUCCUAUGUAAAAACGUACCCACCCCAUAGUUGUCAUGCAAUUCUGCAUGCCAAAAAAGUAAAAGUUUCUCAUGCGGAGCCCUAUGAGAAGCAUUUUCUAUUCGUGUUUUGGAAUUUGUGAUGCUAGAAUCAGUAUGGUAGGCUAGCUCUGUAAUGCUUCUGAGCUAGCGAAACAGGAUUACACUACGAGGACAAACUUGUCAUGCCAAACGACCAAAGCUGUGUGAUUUGUCAAGCAGACUUGACUCUGGUGUGGGUACGUUUUUACUCAGGAUACACGCAAAUGCUCGCAACGGGGUACCUACACUUCGUAUUUUUUUAGCUGCAGUGUUGUUUUCUCAUUCUUUCGCACCAUUUUUUCGCGGACCUGCUUUAAUUUUUUAGUUGAGUCAGUCCAUUUUCGUUUCACUCACAUUCCGUGCCGACGCACACUGCGUACAUGGAACAAAUCGAAACAGUGCUUUGGUAGAAGAUACUGCGGCAAACGUGCGCGACGGGCUAGAUUCUCCGAAGGAGCCACCGGAGGCCGGAAGGUUGCACGUGGAGCGUCCGCAGUCGACACUGAUGAAACGACGACCGGACAGCGCGCCCUACCUGCGCACCUUGCACACAUGGGACUCGAGUAAAGGUUUCGACGUUUUCUCGAUGAUGCACGGCAAAUCCGAAGACUACAAUCACGCCGUCCGAAGCGCCGCGACGCUCGUCAGUCGGCGGCACAAGCGCGCCGCCAAGCAAUCCGCGAGUGUUUCGCCCGACGGCCGCAACAGUGAAACGUCGUCCCCCACCUUAUCUCGCUCGCCCUCGGUGUCCCCCAAGCGUAGUGAAAAAGAAGAGCCAGGAGCUGCAGCACCAAAGGUCGUGGGAUCGAGUUCCACUUCGAAGGAAAGCAACGCCAUGACGCCGACUGUCCGCCGGGUUUAUUCUGUAAAGGAGAACUCAUUCCGCUCGCUCUCUGCAAGUCCGUCAAAGCAACAAAAGGACAAGAAAGGUACAGACAAUGUGAUUGGUCGGGUGCGUGCUGUUUUGAGCUUCUGCUUCUUCCAUUUUCUGAGAAAAAUGAAUGCAUAGUUUUUAUCGUCCGAAAGCUUGUUGCGCACUUAUUACCUCGCAUCGUGCUCAGAACUUCUUCUAAAUGAGGAGCACGCGGCGACGGCUUAUGUUGUCAUCACCCGCGUGCCAGAUGCGCAAGAGGAUAGACAUUUAGAAAAAUAUCGAUCCUUGUAAAUUUGCAACUACUCCACAGGCGAGCACCACCACGCCACGGGCCGCAGUUUGCUUGAGAGUAGCUUGAAGCUUGCGAAGCUACCGCCGAAGUUGGAUCCGGACGAAAUAGAUACCUACCCCGACCUGGAUGUUGCGAAGCUGUUCCCCAUAGAAACGAAGGUCCAAAACCACGAUCCACGACGAGUUCGCCGUUCCUACGGCCUCGUUCCCACGGAAACGCCAGACCCUCCUGAGGACGACUUUGCGUUGCGAGCGCGACCACCAGAGCGGGCAUCACCAGAGCACUGCUUCCGCACUGCUGCCCAAAGCUGAUUCAGCAAACACCCUCUCCGCGAUCGGGUGUGUGGGGUGUCCUUUCGUCCUUCUCGUUUUUUUUUCACUUUCGUGAUCUACAAGAGCCUCUCUCUAUCGAGUAAUUCCAUGAUAGCGCAUUUGCUUUUUGUCCAAAUUAUACGUCGCUUUUCCAUCCUCGAGACUGGUUCUGCGCAGCGAGCAGAGCAAUCGUAUUUUGCGAGUUGAUUUUUUGCGAUACGACUGCAGAAUGUAGGUUUUUUGGCCUUCGUGCUGUGAUCAAGACAAGUGAGCUAGUACGAAGAUGCAGCCUGCUCCUGUACUAAAUUUGUGUUUUGUAGUCUCGUGCAGCCGACCAACGGUUCUAAAUUUCCAUGCAAUAAAU
Amoebophrya sp. A120 is the source of this 5674-nucleotide messenger RNA. The record is from the annotation of a GenBank genome assembly. NCBI's taxonomy places the organism in Eukaryota, Dinophyceae, Syndiniales, Amoebophryaceae.